AUGAUUCAGAGUCUGAAGAAGAAAGAUGCAGAGCUUUCUGGUGGCUUAUCAAAACCGGCAAGUGCUGCAACCAAAGCCACCAACGCUGGUUCACUCUUGUUCCCUGUGGAAUCUCUUUGGCCUAUUGAGUCAGAGAAAAUUUCAGCACUUGCUGGAGCAAUAUAUGGCUUGAUGCUUCAUGUUCUUCCUGCUUACGUCCGUGGCUGGUUUAAUGAUUUGCGCGAUCGUAACACAUCAACUGCCAUUGAAUCUUUUACAAGGACUUGCUACAGCCCUCCCCUUAUUGCAAACGAAUUAACCCAGAUUAAGAAAGCCAACUUUCGUGAUGAAAAUUUCUCAGUUAGUGUAAGAAAAUCAGCGAAUGAGGUUGUUGUUACUUACACUAAGGAUGAAACAGGAAUGGAUCUAGUCAUCCGUCUCCCUGCAUCUUAUCCACUAAGGUCCGUAGAUGUUGAUUGUACUAGGAGCCUUGGAAUUAGUGAGGUCAAGCAAAGGAAAUGGUUGAUGUCAAUGAUGCUAUUUGUUCGUAAUCAGAAUGGUGCUUUAGCAGAAGCUAUUGGAAUUUGGAAGCACAAUUUUGAUAAAGAAUUUGAAGGUGUUGAGGAGUGUCCAAUCUGUUACAGUGUCAUCCACACUACAAACCACCGCAUUCCUCGCCUUGCUUGCAAGACUUGCAAACACAAAUUUCAUUCUGCUUGCCUUUACAAAUGGUUUUCAACAUCUCACAAAUCAUCUUGCCCCUUGUGUCAAUCUCCAUUUUGA
This is a messenger RNA of Lathyrus sativus (Indian pea), 762 nucleotides long. The record is from the annotation of a GenBank genome assembly. NCBI's taxonomy places the organism in Eukaryota, Viridiplantae, Streptophyta, Magnoliopsida, Fabales, Fabaceae.